Molecule: messenger RNA, 6124 nt
Organism: Triplophysa dalaica
Lineage: Eukaryota; Metazoa; Chordata; Actinopteri; Cypriniformes; Nemacheilidae
Gene: acss3
Product: acyl-CoA synthetase short chain family member 3
Source: RefSeq, a predicted model, not a curated record
CAACCAUAACUGCGUUGCGGUGCAUGUGUUGAUCUCUGAUCUCUCACUGCUUUCCUGUAUCUGUUCGACCAGAAAACCCAACAAAACAUGCGUCUGUAUCAAACUGCGCGCUUAAAACACGCAUGCGGUGGAAAAACAGCAGUGUCCGCAGUUAAGGAAUGUAACAAAACAGUGGGUGUUGGUUCAGGAUACUCGUUAGGAAAGUUAUCAUGCGCAGGUGUGUCCGGACCGUUUCAUCUGCCGAAAGUAAAGGCAAACAUUUGGCAUGGGUGCAAAUCGCUGUUUUAUACGACAAACAGCGUUUGUAACACACACCGGAAACAUCUUGUUCGUGGAUUUUCUUCAAAACAUGCGUACGAGGACGCGUUUGCCAUGGCACGGGAUAAACCCGAAAAGUUUUGGAGUAAAGCGGCGCAGGGGAUUAGCUGGUUUGAACAUUGGACCCAAACUCUGGAUAAAACAGAUACAUUGUUUCCAAAAUGGUUUGUUGGAGGGAAGCUGAAUGUGUGUUACAACGCUGUUGAUCGGCAUGUUGAGAAUGGGAGAGGUGAUCAGGCCGCUGUGAUUUAUGACAGCGCGGUCACCACCACUAAACGGGUCAUCACGUUCAGAGAAAUGCAGGAUGAGGUAUCGAGGUUGGCGGGUGUUUUGGCGAGUCACGGUGUGAAGAUGGGAGAUCUGGUGGUGAUUUAUAUGCCCAUGGUCCCUCAGGCCAUGUUCACCAUGUUGGCCUGUGCCCGUAUCGGUGCCACCCACAGCCUCAUAUUUGGGGGUUUUGCCUCCAAAGAGUUGUCCGUCCGUAUCGACCAUGCUAAGCCAAAGUUGUUGGUCACAGCAUCAUUUGGAAUCGAGCCGGGCAGAAAAGUGGAGUACAUUCCCUUGGUUGACAAAGCCCUGGAGCUCAGCAGUCACAAACCGCACAAAGUCCUCAUCUACAACCGUCCUGGCAUGGAAAAAGUGUCCAUGCAUCCUGAUCUGAGCCUGGAUUGGGAGGAGGAAAUGGGCACUGCUCGACCUCACGACUGCGUGCCCGUCCCUGCUCAUCAUCCACUGUAUGUCCUCUACACCUCUGGCACUACAGGCACUCCAAAGGGUGUGGUCAGAGAUUCAGGAGGUUAUGCUGUGAUGCUAAACUGGACUAUGUCCAACGUUUACGGACUGGCUCCAGGUGAGGUCUGGUGGGCCGCGUCUGACUUUGGCUGGGUGGUCGGACACUCGUAUAUCUGCUACGGUCCGCUUCUGCACGGCAACACCACGGUGCUUUACGAGGGCAAACCGGUGGGGACUCCGGACCCUGGGGCGUUUUUCCGUGUGAUGUCUGAGCGCACUGCUUCAAUGUUUACUGCUCCCACUGCUAUCAGAGCCAUACGCCAGCAAGACCCUCAGGCAGAACAUGGGAAGCGAUAUCCGCUCCGCAGGUUGAGGAACUUAUUUGUAGCAGGAGAACGUUGCGAUAUUGAAACCCUCGAAUGGGCCAAGAAGAAUUUCGGAGUCCCUGUGCUGGAUCACUGGUGGCAGACCGAGAGCGGCUCUGCGAUCACAGCCUCCUGUAUCGGUCUGGGCUGCUCACGCACACCCCCUGCUGGUACGGCAGGUAAACCCGUGCCUGGAUACAAUGUGACAGUGAUUGAUGAUGAAACGAAGCAGGUGAAACCAAGGACUCUGGGAAACAUCGUUGUGAAGCGUCCUCUCCCUCCUGGGGCCGCUCUCAAUCUCUGGCAGAAUGAAGAGCUGUUUAAAGACCUGUAUUUCACCAAGUUCCCAGGCUACUACGACACCAUGGACGCUGGCUUUGUGGACGAGGAGGGCUUUGUGUACAUCAUGUCACGGUCUGAUGAUGUCAUCAACGUUGCCGGUCACAGGUUAUCCACCGGUGCCCUCGAAGAGGCAGUUCUGCUUCACCCUGCUGUAGUGGAUUGUGCCGUGGUGGGGCUGGAGGAUUCUCUGAAGGGACACGUACCUCUGGCUUUAUGUGUGCUUAGAAAUGACUGUGAAAAGAGCAAAGAUGUACUGGUGAAAGAAAUGGCGAGUUUGGUCAGGGACACCAUCGGCCCAGUGGCAGCUUUCAGGAAGGUUCUCUUUGUCAAAGUUCUUCCCAAAACCCGCUCUGGAAAAAUUCCAAGACCGUCUCUCGCUAACCUGGUCAACCGCAAGCCUUACAAGAUCACUCCAACCAUAGAAGAUCCAGAAGUGUUUAAGGACAUUGAGAAGGUGGUGAGAAAAACUCUCAAGGGAACUGAUAAAUAAUUCAUCACGAGACUUGGACCAACAGGACAACUUUUAAUGUCCGGUAUUAUGUGAAAGUUAAUAUACCUAUGAAAAGUUUACUCACUGUAACGCCAUAGUAUUUGUAAUAACGCCUCUCUGUGAGCGAUACUAUCACACAACGAUGUGUUAAUAUGAAGAAUAUUGGGAUACCUCUGUUUUUGUGGACCAAAUACCGUAUAGGAUUUUUACGGUGUAUCGUGGCAAAUUGAAAUGUUUGUAUGCUAAAAGAAAAGUCCAGACCACAGUCAUAUUUCCCCGUAAAAUGAAGAGGGAAAAAAUGUACACUCCUUGUUUUCAGACUGUCAAGUUUUUUGUUAUUGUAAUGUGUCGAUUGUACGACUGAUACCGCUGACUUCCAAUGACGUGUAAAUGCUACGAGUGGAUUUCAUGGAAAUAAUGAGAAUGGAAUUGCAUUAAGGCAACAAGUACGAGUCGGGCGUAAGCUAAAUGUUUUUGUAAUUUAAGGGUGAAAUGGUCCUCGAUACAUUUUUAGGAAAUAUUUGAAUGACUGUGAAGUGUGCUAAGUUAGCUAGGUAAGGCACAUUUUUAGUGUACCGAAGCUGCCCAAAGCAAUGACGUGUACUGUCCAGUGUAAAGAAAUGCCUUUGCAAAUACAAUUUUGACAAAAACUUUUGACGAAACAAACCUGUUUGACUGUACUUUUUAUUAACAGUGAAAAGUUGUUUGAUCACCACAUAGUUUUGACCAAAAUACAAUCGGUAAUUAAUCAUAAAAAAACGGACACAAAAUAAAAGGAUUCUCUGUGCGUGCAAAAACAGGGACGUACAAACCGUCGAAGAGUCGUCUGAAAUAACUCAAAGACAGGAAGUCGAGGGCCGUACGACUAGUUUCUCCCGCGACCUCGACGUAAAGUCUGUAACAGUUUUACAACAAAGCAAGUCACGGCAAGCAACGGUUUUGUCUUUUUGAAUGUGGACUUGGACAAGUCGAUAUACACUUCUACGUUUACAAAGAGCUAAUCCUGUCUUUUAGUUAUUUCUCCUUCCGGGAUCCCGUCGAGGUGUGUUUUCGCGUGGGCUUGGAAACAUGACAUUUGACCCAAUGGAUGGCAUUACUGUUUUAGGUACCUCGGUAGAUACGAUUGAACCGUGGCGGCACGAGUAAGGUAACAGUGUGACGUAGACCCUGAAGGGGAGACGUACAGCUUUCGUCGGCUGACGGCAGAAAGCGACAUCCGAACAAAGGGGAGGGGCUUUGAAUUAGCGGACCUCGACGGGCCGCAAACACGAACGGACGAGACGAAACCAACACGUACAAAAACGUCUCUCGGGUCUAGGCAAAGUUUGAAGAGCAGCAUCGUUUAAAACCAUGACGUUAUAGGACAUAAUGUUCACAACUUUGAAUAUGUUGUGGUCUUUUUUGUAGAUUUUUUUUAUACAGACGUAUAUAUAUAUUAUUUUUAUAUAUAUGUAUAAAAGGUCUUUAUUUAUAGUAAUUUACAGCUGUACUUAGAAGAAAUACACAGUACAUAAGCCGGAUGAGCUUGGCGUGGUGUAAAAGGUAGAAAGGGCGAGAGAGAGCGCGCGUAGCACCUGCGGGGGGUGCCCCGGAUCGGGCCUCGGCUCGUUAAGUGCAGUGGAGGGGGCGGGGGGCUGGCACGCCGUUCCCCCCUCCUCGCCCCGUCCUCCGGGGCUUGUUUUGUUCUCUUGGCAGUGUGACUCAUCGGAAUUGUUCGUGCAGGCCAAACGACUCUUCCGGCGACUUGAAGGUACUUCUUCUAAAUUGAUCUGAAACACAAAAGGUGUACAAUUAGUUGCGAGAACGGAUAGGCAUUACACGGGAAUUGGGUGGGGUGCAAUUUGUGAUUUGGGGAGAGCGGUGAAAGGUUUACGGAACUUUUAAAAGCUAGUUUAUGUCACGACAGCGGCGUUCUCGACAGUAUUUAGUUUUUGCGUUAGCGAUUGCGAUGCCUUCUUAAGGGGUUUAAAUGGUGGCAAGCCUGACAGGUUUUUUUGGCUCUGAAGGUACAGUCCGCCCAAAAAGUAAAGACUUGUCAUUAUGUACUCACCGUCCUGUAAUUUGUUCUUCAGAAGUGAAAAUAUAUGGUACCGCUCGACUCGCAUGGGUUUUGUGUCCAUAAAGUAGAUGACGUCGUUCGGAUAUUAACAUUGUUCCAAAUGUCCUUAGUGUUUUGCGUAAGAAAGAAAGUGGCACAGGAUUGAAUGGCGGGGUGAGAAAAAGAUGUGAAUUUUCAUUUUUGGGCGAACUAUUCCUUUUAGGGUGUUUCCGCGUUUGAGAAUGUUUGAGAAUUGAAGACUCACAGCUUACGUCUUUAUCUCCUCUCAACACGAGUAGGUCCUCACAGUGGAAGUGUCCAGACGCUGUACCGCAGACGGGCCGACUACAAGGAAACAAAAGCAUUCGGAUACUACAUUAGUAUUUGCGGUCUUGUGAAUUUUGGUGAGAAGAGAUAGUUGAAGGAAUAGUUCACAAGAAAAGGAAAAUUCUUUCCCGAUGAAGUUUGAAACCUAUAUACAUUUUUUUGAUCUGUUAAACACAAAGAAAGAUAUUUGUAAGAAUGUUGUCAAUUUUCAGAUACGUGACAUCAUCCGCUUCCACAGGAGGAAAAAAAUGGAGUAUAAUAGUGAGAUAUUUCGAAGAAUUUGGGAACCCCAACCGUUUCUGGGGCACCUUUGAGUAGCACAGAGCAAAGUAAUUCAUACAUGUAUGAAAUGACACGAGGGUGAGGAAACAAUGACAGAAUUGUCUGAUGUAACGUCUCGGUCCCAACAGGAUGUUGGCAUAUUUCAAUGGUUUUAACGGAAAACUUUGAGGGCACGUGAAUUGUAAUGAUCCAGACCGGACUAUUGCAAUGCGCUACUAACUAGACUUCCUGCUUGCACGGCCAAACCUGUACAGAUGAUCCAGAAUGCAGCAGCAGCAAGAGUGGUCUUGAAUGAACCUAAGAGACAUUGGUUUCCUAUAGUUGCUCCUGGCCUUAUCUUCAUACACUUAUGCAGACUUAUGUACCUGCCAGAUGGUUGCAGUCUGCAAACUAACAACGUGUUAAAAAGCCGUGUGUAGGCGGAGUCACCGUCCUGGAGUAACGAGCCACGGAGGGAGUAAGCGGGCGCAGGUGUGACGCAAUCAUCAGGUACCAGCCGAGGAGGCACUAUAUAGACAGGGCCCAGUACUGAAGCGGCAGCGUAAGCGGCAGUCGUGGCGUGAAUCCCUGCUCGUGUGAAGACAUGCGAGAGUAAAGACCUGCGACUCUACCUGCGCGACUCCACCGGACAGGACACCGGACAGGACGGCCUUUCUUUCUUUCUCUCUCUCUUUCUUCUAACAUUCCUCCAGGGUGACGUCCACAUCUAGCUUCACACCAACAACUCUACUGUUCAAACAUCCACUGUGCCCUAUCCGGCUGAUUGUUCCUAAAGGAACACUGCGGGCAACAAUCAAGGCAUAGCAGCCACUACCACACAAUUCAUCUCCCACACAUAUAUCUCUCCACUAACAGAGAUGGCCACAGUGCUGGAUCGUAAAGUUCAAAGCAUAAGUGACCGCAUUCAGCUUCUUACUAUUGUCAGUGUCACGACAUAUCUUCUUCUAUAUAAAGCCAUACUCAAAAUAUAACCUUGCAUUCAAUAUUUCUUAGUGAACCGGCAUGUGGGAUUCAACAACCCACGCAUUUCAAAUACAUCUAACAUCAUACAUCGCAUUUCUUACUCCAGGUUUCUAGUCCAAGCCAUUCGCUGGUACUGCAAGCUUUGAACAAACAAUUUUAUUUAAGCACAAGGAAACAUUCUAGCGGCCUUUGGAAAUCCUCUUUAUGUGUAACAAAUAAUAUCACUCACAAAGUGUAAUAAAUGUAUCAUAACUCAUGUAUAAACAA